This is a messenger RNA of Talaromyces atroroseus, 1104 nucleotides long. RefSeq names its product Polygalacturonase. Gene Ontology annotation, biological process: pectin catabolic process. NCBI's taxonomy places the organism in Eukaryota, Fungi, Ascomycota, Eurotiomycetes, Eurotiales, Trichocomaceae. The record is from RefSeq and is a predicted model, not a curated record. Bases 1 to 1104 code for a protein of 367 amino acids. The transcript has 4 exons. Gene Ontology annotation, molecular function: polygalacturonase activity. Gene Ontology annotation, cellular component: extracellular region.
AUGCGCUCAUUCAUCGGUCUUGCCGGAUUGGCAGUUUGCUCAUCGGUGGUGCUGGCAGCCCCUACUAGCAUGGAAUCUCGGGCCUCGUGCGCCUUCUCUGGCCCUACUGGUGCUGCUUCAGUCCUCAAAACUAAGACUCAAUGUUCGACCAUUGUUUUAUCAAACGUCGCUGUGCCGGCAGGAACGACGCUCGACUUGACUGGCCUCAAUGAAGGAACCAAUGUCAUCUUUGAGGGUACUACCACUUUUGGUUAUACCGAAUGGUUAGGGCCUCUGGUUUCUGUCUCUGGCACAAACAUUACCGUUGAAGGUGCCUCAGGUGCCGUGCUCAAUGGUGACGGUUCGCGUUGGUGGGACGGUAAAGGCUCCAACGGAGGCAAGAAGAAGCCUAAGUUCUUUGCAGCUCACGAUCUCAAGUCAUCGACUAUCAGCAGUCUGAAGAUCACGAAUUCACCUGUUCAAGUCUUUAGCAUUGACGGCGCUGAGACGCUGAACCUGGAAUCUAUUACGAUCGAUAAUUUGGCUGGUGAUACCACAGGUGCCCACAACACUGAUGCCUUUGAUAUUGGCGACUCCGAUGGUGUUACAAUUACCAACGCCACCGUCCAGAACCAAGAUGACUGCUUAGCAGUCAACUCUGGUACUAACAUCAUCUUCACUGGUGGGACUUGCUCAGGUGGUCAUGGUCUCUCCAUUGGUUCUGUUGGAGGUCGCUCCGAUAACACUGUCAACACCGUCCACAUUGAAAAUUCCACCAUUAAGAACUCUCAAAAUGGCGUCCGUAUCAAGACUGUCUCUGGUGCUACUGGAUCCGUGUCUGGUGUAACCUACAGGGAUAUCACACUUGAGAAUAUCUCCAAUUACGGCAUCGUUAUCGAACAGGACUAUGAGAAUGGCAGCCCGACAGGCAAACCUACCACUGGUGUCCCUAUUACUGAUUUGACCAUCGAUGGUGUGACAGGCAGUGUCGCCAAUGACGCUACUGACGUCUAUAUUCUUUGCGGAAAAGGAAGCUGCUCCAACUGGACCUGGGAGGGUGUGAGCCUUACCGGUGGCAAGAAAUCCAGCAAAUGUGAAAACAUUCCUACCGGCGCUAGCUGCUAA